AUGAAGAUAAAAAAACUAGGAUUUUUUUGUCAAUACACAAUGAACAAUUCCUUGCUGGAAAAUUCAACGUUUGCAAACGCAACCGAAGCCUCCAAAUGCAUUCCUUUCAGAAAAGAAGAUUCUAUCUCCGUGAAGGCCACUAAAGCCGCAUGCUACACAGUUCUGAUGUUGUUUUCUUUUUUUGGAAACGCGGCGGUCAUCGCCAUUGUUGCCAAAACCAGGCAGAUGCGGACCACAACGAACUAUUUGAUCGCUAACAUGGCAGUGUCAGAUUUGCUUCUUUCUGCAUUUGCGGUGCCCAGAGAAAUGACGGAGUUGUUCAUUGGUUUUCAAGGAUGGUUGUUCCACGGUCUGUUCGGUGCCGUUCUUUGUAAAACUGUUUAUUUUUUUCAAGACAUUUCAACCGCUGUAUCGAUACAAAGCAUUGUUGUCAUUACGCUUGAUAGAUAUGUAGGGUUAGUGUCGCCAUUUCGGAAGCCUUUCAUAGCUCCACGACGACGCAAGGUGGUGAUUGUUUCCAUCUGGUUAAUAGCGAUGAGUCUGCACGGCAUUUAUCUUUACAUUUAUCGCGUGCAGAGGGUGAAUGGUGCGAAUGUAUGUAUUUUCAGCUUUGAGCCAGCAUUUGACAAUUUACAGGGAUUAAGAGUUAACUUCAUAAUAUUGUCACUACUUUUGAUCGUCAUUCCUCUUGGCAUUCUUAUUGUUUUAUAUUCACUUAUAUUUAAGGCUUUGGAAAAGCGGAAGUCCUUUUGGCGAAAAUGUUCCUCUUCUCUGCUAAAGAGCCGGCAAAAGGAAAAUACUCAAGUUAUCAAGAAAAUUUUAGCGAUUAUCUGUUUGUUUAUGAUCUGCAUUUUACCCAUAGAUAUUGUAGGUUUUUUAUUUCUUUUUGCAUGGCACGAGGGAAUCCCGUGCGGUAUGGACAAUUUAAGCUUCGCAGUCAAGUUUGUUUUUUACUCCAACGCCUCUCUCAAUCCUUGCGUUUAUUUCAUCUUAAAUGAAAGAUAUCGCCAGGGUCUACGAAACCUCUUCAAAGGCCACAAAUGGUUCGCACAGGAAAGACAGUUAAAAAGCGUCGAAAUGACCACAUUUUAA
Molecule: messenger RNA, 1092 nt
Organism: Pocillopora verrucosa
Lineage: Eukaryota; Metazoa; Cnidaria; Anthozoa; Scleractinia; Pocilloporidae
Product: substance-K receptor-like
Biological process (GO): G protein-coupled receptor signaling pathway
Cellular component (GO): membrane
Molecular function (GO): G protein-coupled receptor activity
Source: RefSeq, a predicted model, not a curated record